This is a messenger RNA of Thalassophryne amazonica, 1878 nucleotides long. It is a transcript of the gene lrrc56, whose product is annotated as leucine rich repeat containing 56. The transcript is spliced from 12 exons. NCBI's taxonomy places the organism in Eukaryota, Metazoa, Chordata, Actinopteri, Batrachoidiformes, Batrachoididae. The record is from RefSeq and is a predicted model, not a curated record. The coding region runs from base 10 to 1764 and encodes 584 amino acids.
UUCAUAGGGAUGAGUUGCUGCCAUGUGUCUGUAGCCCAGGAAGCCCGGGCUGGAACAGCACGGGUCCUGGUGACCGAACUCAGUGGAUCAGGAUUAAUUAACCCAUCUCCUGCUUCCAAACCCUGUGAAGAAUCUGAACCAGCAGUGGAGCCUUACCUCUCUCCAGAAACGCUGAAGUCACUAUGUGGAACUCAGGACCUCGCUCAGGUGACCUCAUUGGAGAUCUGCGUAGACACACGAGAAACCACACUGAGCAGGACUGGUGCCUACUUGCCAAAGCUGGAGCAGCUCAAAAUGAACAACAGCAUUAUAACGUCAGUAAGAGACCUUGGAACCACCCUAUCCCACCUGCAGGUGCUGUCAAUGCUUCACUGCUGCCUGCAAGAUCUCACUGGCAUUUCUAAAUUAUCAUCUCUCAAGGAGUUGUACAUGGCCUAUAACAGUGUAUCUGACCUGAGCCAGGUUGGCAUGCUGGAGAACCUGCAGUUGUUAGAUCUGGAAGGGAAUGAGGUGGAUGACCUAGUCCAGGUUCAGUAUUUGGGGUUGUGUGGCAAACUUCAAAAACUCACCUUGGAGGGAAAUCCAGUGUGUGUGCGACCAAACCCAGCUGCUACACAGACUGCAUACUACAGUUAUCGGCAUGCAGUGAGGGAGUUGAUCCCUCAGCUGUGUUACUUAGACAGCGUGCGGGUGGAGGACAGCAGGCUGAGCUGUGCCAUGGGAGAAGACUGGGCUAUUCUCCUAAACUCCAUCAGAGACUGCAACUCUUCCCCUGCUCUUGUUGAAGACGAAGGCACAGUAGAUGGUGAAUGUACUUCCACCAGGCCCAGCUCUGCCAGACACCCUGCAUCCAGCCUGUCCUGUGUCUGGUCCUCCAGACCCACAUCAGCAACCAGGUCUGGAAUUCUCUCUCCUCCUGCAUCCAGACCUGGUUCUUCCGACUCAGAUCUAGCCGUAGUGGAAGCAGAGACCAGCAUCCUGACACAUGGAGCUGGAAAUAUAGUGUUUUGUGGAAACCCUGUGAAGGCUAUUCGAGCAAAACGAAAGAAAUUGAUGACAGCACCUGCUGAAUCUGUCUUUACCCACCAUAACCUCCCUGUCCAUGUAGCAGAAAACACAUAUGACCACGAUGAACUUGAUGGGAGGGACCAAAGUGAUGUGUUUGCUGAGCUUAGAGCUUGGAGGGAGCAACAGCACCACAGGCGUAUCCAGGCCACUGAGACAGACAUACCACAAGUGCUGACUAUUCAGCAUAGUGAAGAAGGUGAUAGGGAAGGUGAAGAUGAAGACAGUUUUAUGAGUGAUAGCAGUGAUGAAGAAGAAGAAGAGCACAUAGACAUUAAAGAUACUAUGUCAUCAGAUUCCUCUUUCCUGUCUCUGUCUCCAGACACACCAAAGACACCAUCUCCCCCUCUGAGCGCUACGGCACCUACUGCUAAUCGGAGGCCACCAGGGGUCCGUGCACGUAGGCUCCUACUUAGCCAGGUCAAUGCUGAGCCCUUACUGCAUUCCAGCACCUCAGGGUGCUCGUUCAGAGCUGCUGCAACCAGAGCCGACACAGGCCUGACCAUCCAGGGGAACCCAGGAGAGAUGAGCGCCAGUGAACCACUGCUGCCCCUGCUCACACUCACACCUCUUCCACCAGGAAAAACUACCUCAAGAGGAGGCCUUAUGGAGUCACGUGCAAAGACGGAUUUAUCCGGUGUACAGUCUCACAUCAAACACCAGAUGAUGUCGAGACUUGCCAAACAGAUAUUGAACUGAUUACUUGUCGUCGUCAUACAGCCGGAGCAGCUCUGCAGAAACAUCACCAACACCACAUACUCCAGUCCUGCAGAGGGAGCUCACAGCCAGCCCGACACUGGAUCGUGCUGAUGA